ACAGAUGGCGUUGCGGAGUGUGUGUGUGUAGUAUUUUCACUUGUCAGAAGGGAGCCGGUUGUUAUUUUCGUUUUCCUCAACCACUAGUCGAACGUCGGAGAAAUCUCCAUUCAAUAUCAACGUACUCAGUUAAAAUCGAUUGAAAUAUGGCCGUUAAAGAAAAAACUGAAGGAAACGAAGAGACUUUGGAGGCUGCAGAAGUGGAAUGGGGUACCGUCGAUAACGAAUUGCAGCUGUUACAAAUUCUGUGUGGCACCAGACCCAUAGGAAUUAGUAAAUACUUUCAAAUGGCCUGCAUCGUAGAAAAACUGGCAAUGAAUCUGAACAAAGAAGUCACUUCCAAAGGUGUUUGGGAUCACCUGGCGAGCUUGUACGAUCUCAAGAAACUGGAUGAGCACGAGACGAUUCCUUUCCCCAACGAAGAAAUGGACUUUGUCCUUUCCACUGAGGAGUAUGGCGAAUUGAUGGAUAGCAAAUUCAAGGAUGCUGAAUCCAAGAAAGUGAUAAAGAAGGAAAAGGAAGAAGUUAAGAAGGAAAAAGUUCCUGAAACACCCCAGCCAAUUGAAAAGAAAGCUGUGAAAAGAACAAGAGCCAGCACUGCCCCAAGCCCUGGAACACCGCAAAUCACUCCAAAACGUCGACGAAUUUGAAAACAAGAAGAUGAAUGACUUUUUUUUUUUUUACCAUGUCAACUUUUUCGGCACUCGUACAUUAUUGAUUGCGAAACCGUUUAAUGAAAUUUUGUAACUCGGGUAUUGUGUUAAAAAAAAAAUUUCGGCCGGACUAAAAAAUGACCGCCCACUUCAAAA
Molecule: messenger RNA, 809 nt
Organism: Daphnia pulex (common water flea)
Lineage: Eukaryota; Metazoa; Arthropoda; Branchiopoda; Diplostraca; Daphniidae
Gene: MrgBP
Product: MRG/MORF4L-binding protein-like
Exons: 3
Coding region: 147-650 (167 amino acids)
Biological process (GO): regulation of transcription by RNA polymerase II
Cellular component (GO): NuA4 histone acetyltransferase complex; nucleus
Source: RefSeq, a predicted model, not a curated record